Ipomoea nil (Japanese morning glory) is the source of this 3599-nucleotide messenger RNA. RefSeq names its product putative late blight resistance protein homolog R1B-14. The record is from RefSeq and is a predicted model, not a curated record. Gene Ontology annotation, molecular function: ADP binding. The coding region runs from base 840 to 3494 and encodes 884 amino acids. Gene Ontology annotation, biological process: defense response to other organism. Lineage: Eukaryota; Viridiplantae; Streptophyta; Magnoliopsida; Solanales; Convolvulaceae. The transcript has 5 exons.
GAAGAAACCAUCGUUGUCGGAACCGUCGUGCAGUACCUACUGUCCAGUGAGUCUACGCCGGAACCGUCGUCGGCCUGAGGCAGUGACGCAGCGACGAACUGACGAUGAUGAGGGCAUACUGCAGAGGCGUUGGAGACUUCAGUACUUGUUGAAACAGCAGGUGCCCAAAUCUAAGUAAUAGAAAGCGCAGGUGUUUCAAGUGAAAUAAUUCCUCCUCAUCUUGGCAGUAGGGCAUAUGCAUAUCAUCGAUGCAAUUACGCUCUAUAGUUGACCAACAUUUCUUGUUUUUGCAAAUUCUCAUCUCGAUCUGAUCAGUCCAGAAAAAAUUAAAAAAGAAAAGAAAACAAAUUCAAUGGAUUUUGCUGUUGUAACUUCACUUCUAGGCAUAGUAGAGGAGCAGCUUCUGCGGAAACCCCGUCCUCCUUUUAUUCUUCCUGAUGAUACUCAAAUCAUCCUAUCCUUAAAGGAUUAAGCUUCUCUCCCUGCAAGCCUAUCUACAAAUACCUAAGCCCAUAACCUCUGAUCAGGAGGCAGUGAAAAGGUUGGAUGAAGAAAUCAGAGAUGUUGCAUUCAAAGCAGAAGAUGAAAUCGAGUCCAAACUAAGUGAUGUUUAUCUGGGGGUUGGUGAAGAUCUUCAUCAAACCUUGCAACAAGUAGUGAAGGAUAUUGAGUCAAUUGAAGUGCGCAUCAGUGAUCUGCAAAUAACACAUACUGCCGCCUCCUCCUCCGCCUCCUCCUCCUCCUCGCUUGAUAGUGAUGAUGCUUCACCUUCUUUACGGCUAGAAAAGUUCUUGGAACAUGAUGAUUUCAAGCGGAUUGGAGCAGAAGAUGCAUUUUUUAUGAAAAUAAGGAAAGUGCUGGUUGAUUGGCGGUCCAAACCACAAGCAGUCAUCUCAAUUGUAGGUGCCAGUAGGAUCAGUAAUACUUCUUUAGCUCGAAGACUUUAUGAAGAUCCAUCAAUUGUGUAUCACUUCCCCAUUCAAGCAUGGACCACUGUGUCACCAUUGCGAGAAUUCAACGAAAGACAACUACUCUUUCAACUUUUAGGUUCUAUUGACUCCUCAUUGCUGACCAGCAUGUCCUCCGAUGAAGACGCUGAUCACCUAGGAAAGCUACUGUGCCAAAAACUGAAGGGCCAAAGGUAUUUAAUUGUCAUUGAUGGCAUUCGGACACAAAAGGCAUGGGAUGACAUUCAAAGGUAUUUUCCAGAUGAUUUAAAUGGAAGCCGAAUUCUGAUGACUACUGGAAUAAUGGGAGUGGCUAAAUAUGCUAGCUCAAGUAUAGUUGAGGUUGUUCAAGGUAAUACAAUGAUAGGACUGGAAGAUGAAUUUGAGAAAAUAAGGGAUUUGCUCAUUUUUAAUCACCAUGAACGAGAAGUCAUCUCAAUUGUUGGAAGGGGUGGAGCAGGGAAAACCACUUUAGCUCAAAAACUUUAUUACGAUCCAUUAGUUUUGUCUCAGUUUGAAAUUCGAGCAUGGAUCACAUUGUCUCAAGAAUUCAGUGUGGGAAUGGCACUUCUUGGCAUUAUAGGUUGUAUUGUUUCAGUGACUAACGAAAUCUCCAAAGCAGACGACACUGAAUACCUAGCAGAUCGACUGCGCAAUAUUCUCAGUGGCCAAAGGUAUUUAAUCGUCAUUGAUGACAUUGGGACGACAGAGCUUUGGGAUCACCUUCAAACUUGUUUUCCAAAUGAUUUGAAUGGAAGCCGAAUUAUAAUAACUACUGAAACGAUGAGUGUGGCUGGAAAUGCUAGCAGAUCAGGUUAUAUUUAUGAAAUAGGUUUUCUAACUUCAGAGGAAAGCUGGGAUUUGUUUGUCAAAACAUUAAUGUUUAAUCCAUCCCCUGAACACGAGUCAAUUGGAAGAAAAAUUGUUGGGAUGUGUGGUGGAUUGCCACUGUCAAUUGUCAUAUGUGCUGGAAUUCUGGCGAACCACAAAAUGCCACCUGAGCAUUCAGAGAUAACUGCAUUGAUCUACAACAACUUGCCAAGUCACUUACGAGCUUGUUUUCUGUACUUGGGAAUUUUUCCUAAAGGUAGUGUGAUUUGUGUGAAAAAAUUAAUAAAGUUAUGGAUGGCAGAGGGAUUUCUGGUGUCCAAGGUAGAUAAGAGUUUGGAAGAUAUAGCACAGGAUUCCUUGAAUGAUCUUAUUACUAGAAGUAUACUUAUAGUUGAGAAGUGGAGUUUUGAUGGAAAAGUCGAGUCAUGUAGGAUUCGUGAUUGGCUACAUGACUUUUGCUUGAAAAAAGCACAAGAAGAUAACACUUUGGUUGUUAUUAAUGAAUAUUGUGGUGAUCUUGCAAGAACUUGGUCAAGAGUGGAACAAUCCCAGCUACGUUGUCGUUGGAUGAGCUGCCAAUCCCAUCUUUGGCCAAUUACUGAAUCAAGUUCAUUCAAUUACACUUUGAGCAAAAUCCGUUCCAUUCUCCAUUUUGGUAAAGAUUUAUCCCUUGCAAAAAACAAGUUCAUAUUUCCAUGUCUCAAAUUGCUAAGAGUUUUGGAUUUAUCUUUGGUAAAGUGCUCGAAUGGCAUGCCGAGUGAAAUUGUGAAUUUGAUUCAUUUGAGAUAUUUAGCCUUAACCACUACAGGUUCUCUUUAUAAUUUUCAAUUGUUUAAACUCCAAAAUUUGCAAACUCUCAUUCUCUCCUCAUGGAUGGAAGAGUGUCCUUUGCAACUGCCAUGUGAUAUUCUGAAUUUGCCUUGGUUAAGGCACGUGCACCUUGACAAAGGAUCUUCACUUUAUCUCCCAAACUCCAUCAAAGGAAAUCUACAAACUCUUUUCUGGUUGAAGGUUGCUUGUUGGGGGACAACAACAACACUAGACUUCACAAUGGUUCCAAACUUGAAGGAAUUGGGAAUUUACAUGGAAGGUGAAAUGUCAGCUAGUACUCUUCACAAUCUUACUCAGUUAUAUCAACUUCAGAUUCUAAAAUUUGAAAUGGGAAGGGUCAAGCACUUUUAUAUCCCUCCUUUUUUUCCGCCAAACAUCAAGAAAUUGAGCCUUCGUAAUACCAAUCUUUCAUGGGAAGAAAUGGACAUUAUUGGCAAGCUGUCCAACCUUGAAGUACUUAAACUAAAAGAGUUUGCUUUCUGUGGCCCAAAGUGGGAACCAGGAGUCGUGUGCUUUUCUCGAUUAAAGUUCUUGCAUAUUGUGGAUCUGGAUCUUAAACAUUGGAAUGCAAGUGCAGAUAAUUUUCCAGUUUUAGAAUGCUUAGUCGUGAGAUGUUGCUGCCACUUGAAAGACCUCCCAAUUGAUAUGGCAUGGAUUUCCAGCCUGAAACUAAUUGAGUUAAUCGACUGCUGUCCUUCUCUUGUGAAGUCUGCAAUGAGGAUUAAUCAAAAACAGAUAUUUAGUUGUGGAACUGAUGGUCUAGUUGUUCGACAUUCUUUAACUAAGGAUGAAUUGGCAAUGGAAGAUGAAAACUAUGAAGAAGUAGGGUGUGGUGAUGAGAACUAUGAAGAAGAAAUUGAAAUGAGGAAGAAGAAGAAGAAGUAGGGAGUGGUUUACUAAAGUGCAAAUCUCCACUAGCUUUUGUUGUCGUAACUUCUCUACUGGGAGUUGUGGACCAACACCUUCUGAAGCCCAAUCCAGUCUUCAAUA